GCAGUUCAUCUGAGGAUGGUAACAGCUCUAAACCUGCACGUGCAUGCGCACAGCAGCUGGUCUGAGCCUGCGCUACAGGUUGACGGAGGACACGCGCGUCAGCACGUCGGAGUGCCAAAUAACGCAGAGGACGGCGCAAACCGGGAGCGAAGUCCGCACAGGAAGUCUCUGCGCAGCUUUGCUUCAACAUUUCCCAGCGCGCGCCGUCAUGCAGCGGAUUGAUGGUAGGUCCCGAUGUCGGCCAUGCGCGUGGUCCGCGGGCUUUCUGUGCGUUUUGUCGCUGUGUUUGGUACCUGGAGAGCUUCACCCGCAGUGUUUGGACUUCAAGCCUCCGUUCCGGCCGCUGAGGGAGCUGCAGUUCUGCACCAUGUACAAAGAGUUUGGCUGCUGCGACUAUGCGCGAGAUCAGGAGCUGAUGGCCAGAUUUUACCAGAUUACUGCACGUUACGAUCCCACAGAAUAUGCCAGCUGCGCGGGGUACCUGCUGGAGCUGCUCUGCCAGGAGUGCUCUCCAUACGCAGCUCACCUUUUUGAUGCCGAAGACCCAAGCACCCCGGUCAGAACCAUCCCAGGCCUCUGUCCGAACUACUGCUCCCAGAUCUGGACCAGGUGUCCCUUCCUGGUCCCAGCUCUGUCCGAUGACCCCCGUCUGAUCAAAGUCAAAGACAACCGAACGAGUCUCUGCCGGCUCCUGGAGCUGGACGAUGCAGACUACUGCUACCCCCACCUGCUCAGCAACCAGAAGCUCACCAAGAACCUGGGUCGUGUCCAGAGGGACGUGGACGGCUGUCUGAACCUCUGUCUGGAGGAAGUGGCCAACGGGUUGCGCAACCCGCUCGCCAUGGUCCACGCCAACGACGGCACGCAUCGGUUCUUCGUGGCAGAACAGGUGGGGUUGGUGUGGACGUUCCUUCCCGACCGGUCCAAGCUGGAGAAGCCGUUUCUGAACAUAACCAAGGCAGUGCUGACGUCGUCCUGGGAGGGCGACGAACGAGGCUUUCUGGGAAUCACCUUUCACCCCAAAUACAAGUACAACAGGAAGCUGUACGUGUACUACUCCGUGGAGGUUGGCUUUGACGAGAGGAUACGGAUCAGUGAGUUCAAGGUGUCGGCCAGCGACAUGAAUGUGGUGGAUCACACGUCUGAGCGAGUUAUCCUGGAGAUCGAUGAACCAGCUUCCAACCAUAAUGGGGGGCAGCUGCUGUUUGGAGAUGAUGGCUACCUGUACAUCUUCACAGGGGAUGGUGGAAUGGCAGGAGACCCGUUUGGGAAAUACGGAAACGCCCAGAACAAGUCAGCUCUUCUGGGGAAAGUUCUUCGUAUUGAUGUGGACAAUAACCAGAGAGGCCCGUUGUACCGAAUCCCUCCAGAUAACCCCUUCCUGAACGAUGGCAGAGCACGACCGGAGGUUUACGCUUACGGCGUCCGCAACAUGUGGAGGUGCUCGGUGGACCGCGGUGACCUGCGGACCAAAGAGGGAAAGGGACGAAUCUUCUGUGGAGAUGUGGGCCAGAAUAAGUUUGAGGAGAUUGAUAUCAUUGAGAAAGGCCAGAACUAUGGUUGGAGGGCUAAAGAGGGUUUCUCUUGCUACGAUAAGAAGCUGUGCACCAACAGCUCACUGGAUGAUGUGCUGCCUAUUUACGCGUAUCCUCACAAGAUGGGGAAGUCUGUGACGGGCGGCUACGUCUACCGUGGCUGCGAGUACCCCAACCUCAACGGCAUGUACAUAUUUGGAGACUUCAUGAGUGGCCGUUUGAUGACCCUGAAAGAGGACGGCGGCGCGGGGCAGUGGAAGUAUAAUGAGAUCUGUAUGGGGAUGGGUCUGACCUGUGCCUUCCCUGGACUCAUCAACAACUACCACCAGUACAUCAUCUCGUUUGCUGAGGAUGAAUCUGGUAACGGCUCUGCCUCCAGCCAGCCUUCGUCUACAGGGUUCUCGCUUUCACUGUGUUUCGUUUGUUUUUCUGCAGGUGAGCUGUACUUCAUGUCCACUGGGAUACCGAGCGCAAUGUCCCCGUCUGGAGUCGUUUACAAAGUGGUGGAUCCGUCCAGACGUGCUCCUCCACGGCACUGUUCCUACGACCCACUUCCUGUCAGAGUAAAAAGUAAUCUCAUCAAGUUUGUUCCCCAAGAAUCUUUGAUUGGUGUGGAGCCCCCAAGCAAGAACAAGCCUGAGCCACAGCCCACACAGUCACAUGACUGGCUCCAAGAGCUCAUUGAUCUUUUUGAUAAGAUCGAGCCAACGCUGACCACACCUGCACCAAGCACAACCACCACCAAACCAGCCAGGAGUUCCAGGCGCAAAGGCCGGCGCAGGAAGGGCAAGCACAGGACAGACGGCGCUCCGGAGGUCCUGAAUGGAGCCGUCAGGCUGGUUGGGGACCAACAUGGAAGUAGUGACCGUGGACGGGUGGAGAUCUACAUUAAUAGGGAGUGGGGAACCAUCUGUGAUGACUUAUGGACCACUGAGAAUGCUCAGGUGGUUUGUCGGCAGCUAGGCUUCCCAAACGCUCUGAAGGCUGCCAGGAAUUCUGAGUUUGGUGAGGGGAAGGACCUGCGGAUUCUUCUGGAUGAUGUUCAGUGUGAAGGGACCGAGGCCACCCUCCUGGACUGCACACAUGCUGGUGUGGGGACACAUAACUGUGCCCACUAUGAAGAUGCUGGAGUGAUCUGCGGCAACUCUGAACUGGUUGUGGAAGCCUAAAAGCUGACUACAAGAACCUGUGGUUGAUUAUCGUGGACUAAAAUCUGUUGACUUAUAAUGAAGUCAGUUUAACGUUACAAUACUGAAGCAGGAAUGUGUGAGAAAAUCAAAAUAUUCCAGAACUUAUAUGAUUAAAGAGGAAUUCCAUGCUGGGAUGGAAGGAGCAUUCUCCCAUUUUCUGUUUAAAGGCAUUGUUGGUUUGAUUAGCUUUUGUUUGGCUAAAAACAGCGAGGGAAGAGGUGGAGAAAGAAAAGCGUUGGAAGUUGAAUCUUAAAGGGAGUUUUUAAAUGAAUCGCUGAAUGAAAGGCCAACUAAGAACAUAAAACUAUAAUUCACCAGUAUACACGAAGCUGUGCUAAUGUGUUAUGUGCAGUGAUUUUAAGUCACUGUGUUAAUAAUAAAGAUGUUUUAGUUUGGAACUAAUUCAGAAUGUAUCAUUUUUAAUGUGAACAGGUUUGUUUAAUAUUUCAUUAUGAUGCUUAAAAAUGGACAAAUAUCAGAUUUAAUAUAGUAAACAGGAAAACAAUAUGGCGUCUAAGUAAACCGACACGUGAUGUCACCACGCUGAUGUCCAACCUGCGGGAAAGUCGGCGUGUUGUUUAGAUCUUUGUUUUUCAUGCUGUGACUGAAUGUUUAAUCUUAUUUAACACAUGUUAAAUUGUUGUGUUUGGACCAGCUGAAUAAAUAAGUCCUUCCUGUU
Messenger RNA from Melanotaenia boesemani (Boeseman's rainbowfish), 3404 nucleotides. It is a transcript of the gene hhipl1, whose product is annotated as HHIP-like 1. Gene Ontology annotation, cellular component: membrane. The record is from RefSeq and is a predicted model, not a curated record. The transcript has 8 exons. The coding region runs from base 44 to 2704 and encodes 886 amino acids. Lineage: Eukaryota; Metazoa; Chordata; Actinopteri; Atheriniformes; Melanotaeniidae.